CUGAGUUCUAACCCCUCGAGAUCCGAAUAUCCAACUCUCUGGUUCUUGCAUCCAUGGGACCUUUCCUGCCUCUCCUCCUCUUUGCGCUUGCACUUGGAGCAAGCCAUGCGUCUUCGCCUGCCGAGGACUACUGGCACAAAGUGCUGCCCAACACUCCCAUGCCAAGCGCCGUCACUGACCUCUUGCUCCAUGCUGUGGUGGCUGAUGAGAAGUCGGGCACAGCCGCGAACGUCGGGAAGGGAGGGGUCAACGUUACGGGCAAGGACACCAGCGUGAGUGUCGGCUACCAUGGGAGGCCGGUGAACGUCAACGUAAAUCCCUACUACUCCGGCCCCUUCCUCUACAACUACGCCGCCACGAAGAGCCAAAUCCAGGAUCCCUCCGUAACCCUCUUCUUCCUGGAGGAGGACUUGCACCCGGGUGCCAAGAUGACGUUGCACUUCAUCCGGACCACCAUCGGCGCUACCCUUCUUCCACGCCGAGCGGCCGACUCCAUCCCGUUCUCCUCCGCGAAGCUCCCGGCGAUCCUCUCCCGCCUCUCCAUCGCGCCCAACUCCAUCGAAGCCAAGGUCAUGAACAAGACCCUUCACGAGUGCGAGGAGCCGGCGAUUGACGGAGAGACCAAAUACUGCGCCACCUCGGUCGAGUCCAUGGUGGAUUUCAGCACGUCGAGCCUUGGGACUCGUAACGUCCGAGCCCUGUCGACGGCAGUCGGUAGGGAGGGUACACCGAAACAAGUUUACGCCAUAUCCGACGUGCAGGAGCUGCCUAGCUCCAAGUUGGUGGUUUGCCACGGUGAGAAUUACGCAUACGCGGUGUUCUACUGCCACACGACGAGCGCAGUGGCGUACAAGGUGUCGCUGGUCGGGAAGGAUGGGACCAAGGUGGAGGCGGUGGCUACGUGCCACACCAACACCACCGGAUUCAACCCCGAGCACGUUGCCUUCAAGGUGCUCGACGUCAAGCCCGGGACGGUGCCGGUCUGCCACUUCCUACCGCAGAACGAUAUUGUUUGGUCCCGCAACAAAUAGAAGCAUCUCGCCGUCGGAGAUGAAGGUGCGAUCGCCCCUAGAAAGCUUCUGUAGAAGAUUUCUUUGCCUAGCCUAUCCUACGUACAUUCCUACUACAGUUUCCAGUUUCCAGUUUCCGUUGUCCGGUGGCGCCUAUCAGAUGUUAUGGUGAUGUAUAAAGUAUCCAUGUUGUAUAAAUAGAAGUAGAAUUUUCUUUGUAUAUCGAGGCGCCGAACUCUUUCUGUGCCUUCUAUCGUGAUGUAUAUGUAUGCCUCUUAUAUAAAUAAAAGUAGAAUUUGCAUUGUAAGUA
Molecule: messenger RNA, 1320 nt
Organism: Phoenix dactylifera (date palm)
Lineage: Eukaryota; Viridiplantae; Streptophyta; Magnoliopsida; Arecales; Arecaceae
Product: BURP domain-containing protein 6-like
Source: RefSeq, a predicted model, not a curated record